Messenger RNA from Daucus carota subsp. sativus, 6516 nucleotides. RefSeq lists its product as uncharacterized. Gene Ontology annotation, biological process: regulation of transcription by RNA polymerase II. Gene Ontology annotation, cellular component: nucleus. The transcript has 8 exons. Gene Ontology annotation, molecular function: transcription regulator activity. Lineage: Eukaryota; Viridiplantae; Streptophyta; Magnoliopsida; Apiales; Apiaceae. Bases 517 to 6051 code for a protein of 1844 amino acids. The record is from RefSeq and is a predicted model, not a curated record.
AUACAUACACACAGUAAUUACAUAUUUAUAAAACAAAGACAUAAAAGACCCAACAAGAAAACAAAUCCUAACUAUCUUUCUUUAUUCUCCCCAUUUACAAAUAUAUAUAAUUUGCCUUGUGAUUUGGGGUAUUGUACGGCGAUCCUAUUUGCCGAUUGUCAAUUGAUCUCCGGUGAGCUCAGGUAAGGAUAAUUAUACAAACUUUACCCUUUUACGUUUAAGAAAGUGUAUCUAUAUAUUUUCUUGAAUUAAGGGUUAUUGUUAAAAUUUGAAUUCUGGGGUUAGAUCUGUGAGUUAAGGAGCUGAGAGUUUAUGAAAUCUUGAAUUGUUAGAAUUGAUGUUGAGUUUAUGAGGAAUUGCAUGCAAGUUUGAUUGUAAUUUGAAUGUUUUAGUAGUAUGUUUGGUGGAAAUUAUGGAUUGUAAUUGCAUUUUAUGUUGAAGUUGUGAUAGUGGAUUUAUGGUGAAAUUUGGAAAUUCUUGGAGUUUGUGAGUUUUUGUGGGUGGGUUUAGGGAAAUAUGGAGGAGGGUAUGGGAUCUGCUGAUAGGGGGAGUGAUGUGAUAAAGAAGAAAAGCUCGUCGGGUUGUUUGAUUAUUAAGAAGAAAGUGAAUGGAGUGUCGGGGUUUGGUGGUUCGAGUUCCAAGAAGUCUCUUGAGUCGAGGAGUGAGAAGAAGAGGUCUAGGUUGGUUCUUACUGAUUCGGGGUCGAGUGAUGAAGUAGAGCCGGUGAGAAGGAGAGUGAGGGAAGAUAUUAUUUAUGAAAGACGGAGAAGUGGGAUUGAAGAUUGUAGGAUGCUUGGAUUUGAGAGAAAGAGAGGUGGGAUUGAUGUGUUUGAGUUUGACGAGUACGAUGGUUUUGAUGGUAAGAGGAUGAGGAUGGAUUAUAUGGAUGAUAGGUUGAAGUUAGUUGGACGUAAUGAGGAUUACCAAGGUUUCGAGAUUGGGUCUAGUAGAAAUGUUGGUUUUGAUGGGAGAAAAGGUAGCAUAUCAGGUGGAAAGAGUAAAGGACAUAAUCACAGUGGUAAGAGUAGGUAUGAGGAAGAGGAUGAUGAUGAUGAAUCGCAUGUACCUAUUUCUAUUUUUAGAGAGAAGCGCCAUGAAGCACUCAAUGAGUCUAUAAGGGUUCAAGGGAAAAACGGUGUAUUGAAGGUGAUGGUAAAUAAAAAGAAGCAGCAGGGUUUUCCUCUUAAAGGUUCUGAUAACCCAAGAGCUGAAGAGAGAAUGAGUUCUAGGUCAGAAGCUGCUGUCAAGAAGAAUAAAGAGAUAAGACCUUCAUCUUUCUCGGGUUCAAAACGACCAGAAAACCUAGAUUCACUUAAGACUGAAAAAACUUAUCUGAACUCUAGAAAACCAUUGCCAACUUUGAGCAGCAAGGUUGAAGAUAAGGAUGAAGAUUCGGACUCAGGUGGCAGUGAAAAGUCCCUAAAACAGGAAACGCGUGAGCAAGUUCAGAAGUUCAAGAAAGCAAUUGAGAGUGAACGUAAAAGAACCACCACGCCAACUAAAUUUACAAAUCCGCCCAGUGGAGGCAAGGAAAGCAAAGGCAAGCGUGGCUACGGCACUGAGAAGCAGUUAUUGCGGGAGAAGAUAAGGAGUAUGCUUCUUGAUCGCGGCUGGAAGAUUGAUUAUAGACCUAGACGAAACAGAGAUUACCUCGAUGCAGUUUAUAUUAAUCCUGCUGGAACUGCUUAUUGGUCUAUAAUUAAGGCCUAUGAUGCACUUCAGAAGCAACUGGAAGAAGAGGAAGAUAAUGUUAAACCUUUUGAUGAAUCUCCUUCAUUUACUCCUUUACCAGAAGAGAUAAUAAGUAAAUUGACAAGGCAAACUCGCAAGAAGAUUGAACGGGAAUUAAAAAAGAAGAAAAGAGAUGCUGUUUGCAGUAGAAAUGCCAAGGAGGUUACCAUGAGAGAGUCUACCAACUGUACAGACAGUGGAGGCAGAUUGCAUGAAGCAGAUAGUGUGAGUGGGAAUGAGUCAAGUGGUAAUUUAUACCAGGUUAAGGCAAAGAAAGACACAGCUGAAAGACAAUCUGCCUCUAACUCUCAUAUUAUACAAGGAAGAAAAAGUAGAAAAAUAGGCAGGUGUACGUUGUUGGUUCGUAAUUCUGACAAGGGACUUUCAGAAGCUGAUGGCUAUGUUCCAUAUACUGGAAAGCGAACCAUCUUGUCUUGGUUAGUUGACUCUGGAAUUGUUCAAACGAGUGAGAAGGUGCAAUAUAUGAAUGGUAAGAAGACAAGAGUGAUGCUAGAAGGCUGGAUCACGAAAGAUGGGAUACAUUGUGGUUGCUGUAGCAAAAUUCUUACCAUCUCAAAGUUUGAGAUUCAUGCAGGAAGCAAACAGCGUCAGCCUUUUCUAAAUAUAUAUCUGGAAUCUGGAAUGUCUCUAUUGCAAUGCCAAAUAGAUGCAUGGAACAAACAAGAAGAAUCAAAACGAGAGGCUUUUCACAGUGUAGAUGUUAAUGGUGAUGAUCCAAAUGAUGAUACCUGCGGGCUAUGUGGUGAUGGUGGGGAUCUCAUCUGUUGUGAUGGUUGUCCAUCAACUUUUCAUCAGACCUGCUUGGAUAUUAAGAUGCUCCCAACAGGCGAUUGGCAUUGUCCAAAUUGUACUUGUAAAUUUUGUGGGCUCGCUGGUCGGAGUAAUGCUAAGGCAGAUGAUAGAACAGACAGCUCGCUUCUUCUGUGUAGCCUUUGUGAGAAAAAAUACCAUCAAUCAUGCCGACAGGAUGAGUUUAAUAUAGCUGUUAAUUCAGGAGAUGCAGCCAACUCGUUUUGUGGGAAAAAUUGCCAAGAGAUCUUUUCACAUUUACAGAAGCUUCUUGGGGUCAAACAUGAGUUAGAAUCGGGAUUUUCAUGGUCUCUAGUUCAUCGGAUGGAUCCGGCCUCAGAAAGAUUGCACCUUGGAUUUUCUCAACGGGUAGAAUGCAAUUCCAAGCUUGCAGUUGCACUCUCUGUUAUGGAUGAGUGUUUUUUGCCCAUUGUUGACCGGAGAAGUGGGAUCAAUUUAAUUCAUAAUGUGCUUUACAACCGAGGGUCAAACUUUGGUCGUUUGAACUUUAAUUCCUUUUAUACAGCUAUUUUGGAGAAGGGCGAUGAAAUAAUCAGUGCUGCAUCUAUCAGGAUCCAUGGUUUGCAACUAGCCGAAAUGCCAUUUAUUGGAACUCGGCAUAUCUAUAGACGUCAAGGAAUGUGUCGCCGACUUUUAUCAGCUAUCGAAUUGGCCCUCAGCACUCUUAAAGUUGAGAAAUUGAUUAUUCCUGCUAUUGCUGAACACAUGAAUACAUGGACUGAAAAAUUUAAUUUCAGUCCACUUAAGAAAUCUCACAAUCAGGAAAUGAGGUCAAUGAAUAUGUUGGUGUUUCCUCGUACAGAUAUGUUACAGAAGUCACUGAUAAAGCGAGAUAUCGCAGAGGGAAGCAUAAUUAACAAUUCAGGUUUAGGCAUGGAGUCCGCUAAAGAAAAUGAAGAUAGUCUUACGUUGUCCGUGUUGGGUGUAUCUGAAACCAAUUCUUCUCUGAAGCAUGAUAUCAAUACAGACCACAGCACUGACUUGCUGCCAUUGAGUGAGCGCAGUAGCAAAGCCAGCACAUUGCUAUCAUCUUCAAAAAUCCCAAUCGUCCCUUUAAAUGAUGUUACUGCAAAAAGUGGUGCUUUAGUUUCCUUCUGUGAAGUUAAGGAUGAACCUGCUGAGGAGAUGACUCCUACCAUUAAUUCAGUAUCAGUUGACAGUUUAGCUGAUACCACCACUGUCAACUUUAAGUCUACACAUCCCUCUAAUGAACAUCCCAGUUCUUUUUUGGCUCAAAAAGCUGAACUGGGUCAAUCUGUAAAGGACCAUACUCAAUCUUUUGUGGAUGGGAUCAUUAUUCAUAAAGAGGAAGCCAAAGAAACUUCAGGUGAAUUAAUUGGUGUUUCUUUAUGUGAAAUUUCAAAAGGCAAAACUGAAGAGGAUCAUGUGAUUGUAUUCCAAAAUUCUGUAUCUGUUCAUGAUUCUGUUUCUCGUGGCACAAAUGAAAGUACACUCGUUGAAUCUAAUAUGAGUACUCACACCGCAGUUGACUUGGACAAUUCUUGUGAAGUCCAUAUGGAUAAGACUUCUGCUAACCUUCCCAAAGAUUCUGUUGAGCAAUUAUGUUCACAGGAUAAUGUUGAGGACAACGCUUUACCGGAGAAUUCUCUCAUAAAUAUUGAAGAGGAUCCGACAGCUAUCCAGAAUUCCGUACAUGCACGUGAUUGUGAAGGUAGACUUAUUAAUUCUAAUACGAGUAAUCACACUGCAGUUGACUUGACCGAUACUUGUGAAGUCCACGUAAUUAAUACUUCUCCCAGAGAUGCUGCCAAGCAUGCCGGAAAGGAUAUAGUUGGUAAUGAAACAUUACGUGAAACUUUUGAUAGUAAUAUCGAAGAGGAUGCAACUGCUAUCCAGAAGAACUCUGUAUCUGUAUAUGAUUCUGUUUCUCUUGGUGCAUGUGGAAAUACAGACACUGAUUUUGACAUGACUAAUCAGACUGCAUAUGACUUGGACGACAGUUGUGAAGUUGAUGCAAAUGAUACUUCGUUUAAUGCCCUCAUGGAUUCUGGGGAGCAAUUACCUUCAACGGACUUUGUUAAGGAUGGCACUUUACCUGAAACUUUUGGCGCCAGUAUCGAAGAGGAUGCAACUCCUAUCCAGAAUUCUUUUUCUGUACAUGAUUCUGCUUCUCUUGGCGGAUGUGAAAGCACACAUAUCGAUUCUGAGAAGACUAAUCUGACUGCAGUUGACUUGAAUCACAAUUGUGAAGUUCAUCUGAAUGAGACUUUUGUUAAUUCCCCUAAGGAUUCUGCUGAGCAAUUAUCUUCAAAAGAUAUUGUUGAGGAAGACACUUCAUGUGAAACAUUUAGUGGCAUUAUCAAAGAGGAUGCUACUGCUCCCCAGAAUUCUGUGUCUGUAAACGUUUUUGUUUCUCUUGGCCCAUGUGAGGGUAUGCCUGUCGAUUUGGACAAGAUUAAUCCUACUGCAGUUGACUUGGACAAUAGUUGUGAAGUUAAAGCGAAUGACUCUUGUGUGAAUUCCCAGAAGGAUUCUGCUGAGCAGUUAUCUUUAAAGGAUUUAGUUCAGAAUGACACUUCAAGUGAAGCUUUUAGCGCCACUAUUAAAGAGGAUGCAACUGCCUAUAAGAAUUCUUUGUCUGUACAUAAUUCUGUUUCACUUGGUGCACGAGAAAGUACACAAAUUGACUCUGAUAUUACUAAUAUCACUGCAGUGGACUUGGACAAUAGUUAUGUUGCCAAUGUGAAUGACACUUCUGUUAAUUGCCCCAAGGAUGCUGUGGAACAAUUAUCUGCGAAGGAGAAUGUUGAGGAUGACAGUUUAUGUGAAACUUCUGCCGGCAAUCUUGAAAAGGAUCCAGCUGUACAGAAUUAUGUAUCUGUACAAAUUCCUGUUUCUCAUGACACAUGUGGAAGUACACCUGUUGAUUUUGACAUGAGUAAACACCCUGCAGAGUACUUGGACAACACUUGUGAAGUCGACUUGAAUGACACUUGUGUCAAUUCUCCCAAAGAUUGUGUUGAGCAAUCAGCUAUAGAGAAUACUGUCAAGGAAGAUGUUACUGCACCCAGAAUUAUCACCCAUAAAAAUGGAGGCAAUGUGGUGGACGAUAUUCAUGAAGUAGAACAGGAAGCUGCUUAUGCUGAACCUUUAAUGGAUCCUUUCCACAGAAAAUUUCAAAUGAAAAAUACCGCUCAAGCAAUCAGUGAAGACCCAUCGGAAUUGAGUUCUGCGACUGAUGUGGUUGGUGAUGAGAAGAAGGGGGAUUUGAAAAACUAUAUUAUGGGAGAUGCCCAAGAAGGAGAUGUGAAGAUUUCUUCCAUUAAGCCUAUCGUUGAAUCUGGAUGUGAUACUUCCGUUGCUAAUAGCACUUGCCAGGCCCUUAAUGAGAACGAGACAGGAUUCACUUCAGAUGAGCGGACCAAAGAUGUGAAAUCUGUUUCAUCUCCGUUAGACGAUAUGAAAAGCAAUUUACAUGUGAUGGCUACAGAAGUUUCUCCAAACUCGUUUGAUCAAGGUAGCAAGUAAGUUUAUAGAACGAUUUUGGAGAAAUAAGUGGAUAUACCACUUCUGUUCAAUUGUAUGGGGCUUUACUCUAUAGUAACUAUAUGUCAAGCUCAAGGGCUUCACUACAUAACCACUAUAUGUCAAGCUCGAUUCGCGGGUGCUGGUUUAUGCUCUCUUAGAUGUUCUGCAUCGAAGUUGGCCGAAACUGAAUUAUCUGCUGUUUUUAGUUAAAAGUUGUCAUGAGUGCAUCCGAAGCUGUGGCCGAAUCUUCAACUGUUUCCAAGUAAAGUUUUCAUAGUCUGUAGGUAGUGUUUAAAUGUCUACUGCUAUGUAAAAUGUCUACUGCUAUGUGUCAUGAUAAUGAUGAAAUCUGGGGAAUUAUUAGAACCUCAUGCUAUGGUGAAACAUUUAAGCUUAUGUCAUGUGACAAUCAUUCUGAGUAAGUUUGUAAAUUUCAGGUGUUUAUAUAUCCAAACAGUUCUCGCA